AUGGCCUGUCCCUGUACGGUCUUCUGCCGGAAGGUCUUGAAGAGCUUCAGCACGGCAGACGAAGCCGUACAGCAGCGGAAGAAAAUAAAUGCUAAGCUUCAUGAUGGAGUGUGUCAGCAUUGCAAAGGCAUCUUGGAGUGGCGGGUAAAAUUCAGCAAGUACAAACUACUAUCAAAACCUAAAAAAUGUGUGAAGUGCCUCCAGAAGACUGUAAAAGAUCCUUACCAUAUUAUUUGUCGACCAUGUGCUGGUAAACUAGAAGUUUGUGCCAAAUGUGGAAAAGAAGAAGAAAUAGUAAUUCCGAUUGAUAAAGGACAAGACAGAACUGAGAGUGUGACUAUUAAAAAUGGCCAAGAGAGCAGUGGGUUGAAGGAUGAGCUGGAUUUUGAUACAAACUUCAGCAGUACAGACAGUGAUGAAGACUCUGAUGUGCUUGAGGAACGAUUUAAAAGUAUGAAUUUUGAAAGGACAGAUCUAAAAGGUUGAGUUUAGAUGGGAGACUAUAUGCAGUCAAAAGUGGUAAACCAACGUUUGCCUUAAACUGCUCUGAAAACCUGAUUUGACAACUAAGGUCCUUGCAUAUAAAUGUUGGCACUGUGUAUUAUGACACUUGUUGGGGGUUUUGUAUAAAUAAGUAUUUUUUUGUAUUAAGAGCAGAAUUUCUUGUGAAAAGAUUCAGAAAUUGAAUCUUUAAGCAUAGUUGUUUCUUGCAUACAUGUAACAACUUCCUGUUUAUCUGGAGCAAAGCCUCUUUGUGUAAUUGUUCUAAAUUCAAUAUUAUGCAGCUGUUGUAUUGUCACUUGGAAAGCUACAUGAAAGUCUAGAAUAAAUACAGAGUCUUGUCAUAAAAAGGAGGAGCUAAACCAGCUGUAAUAGUUUGCUGAAGGAAGAACGUGCGUCUUCUGUCAAUGAGUUUCCAAACAGGGUCAAAAUACCAAGUGGUCAUUACCCUUAUGUCUGUUGUUUCUUUUCUGUGCAAAAAAAAGAGGGCCUAAAUGCCAUCACGAGCACAAGUUCAUGAGCAGUUAAUGCUUAUUUACCACGUAUAAGUAUGCAUUACAAGUUUGUGACCUUGUUACUCCCAAUGUUUUGAAAAGAAAAAAACUGAGAACUUUUUAGAAUUUCUCAUAACAGAUCUCACACUUUCUUUUCCUUUGACUGCAGAUCUAAUGUAGUUUGCUCUGAUAUGAAAAAACUUGUGUAGCAUAGUGAUGCUUAUAUAGUUACUCUCUUCCUGAUUUUCAGUUCUUUCUAGGGGUUAUUUCCACGUAGAUUAAGUUCUUGGAAGAACUUAACUGAAUUUGCAGUAGCUAUCUUUUACGGGAUUCAGGAUGGUUUGAUUUCUUCUGUAUUGUCUGCUACCUCUAUAAAUAAAGCUGAAGAAGUACUUCCUAGUAAUUAAAUGGUUUAACGUAUGACAAUAUACUAUGCCAUUUUUACUAACCACAUAACAGCUACACAUCUGCUUUGGUGUUCUACCUGAUUUGCAGUAGUGGGCGUGGUAAAAUUUGAUUCCCAAACUGCCUUCUGCAAAUGAAUUGUGAGGGACUUCAGCUCUGGGAUUUUUCUUGCCCCCUCUCCCCAAUGGGGGAAAUACUGAAACUUUAUCCUUUGGGUAGAGAUAGCCACCCUGUGGCUGCUGUAGUUGACCUUAACUUUAAAGAAAAUCUAGUUACCAAGAUGUGGAGUACUAAGACAUUCAGCAGUCAAUAGCCUAGAAACUGUUCUGAUUUAAAGGACAACUUUAUUAUUUAGUAUUGACAGCAAUGGGCAACAGCAAAAUUCUUGUAAUCACUCAUGGAACAGUGAGCUCUUACUGUUUUUUCUUAACUGUGUAGGUGUUUGUCACUACACAUAAGGCCUUAAGAAUAAGCUUUUUCUUUUAUUAUCUUUAUUUAUUUGGAUUU
Molecule: messenger RNA, 1907 nt
Organism: Pygoscelis adeliae (Adelie penguin)
Lineage: Eukaryota; Metazoa; Chordata; Aves; Sphenisciformes; Spheniscidae
Product: chromosome unknown open reading frame, human C9orf85
Exons: 4
Coding region: 1-486 (161 amino acids)
Source: RefSeq, a predicted model, not a curated record